Molecule: messenger RNA, 2505 nt
Organism: Tinamus guttatus (white-throated tinamou)
Lineage: Eukaryota; Metazoa; Chordata; Aves; Tinamiformes; Tinamidae
Gene: SNX29
Product: sorting nexin 29
Molecular function (GO): phosphatidylinositol binding
Source: RefSeq, a predicted model, not a curated record
AUGCCGCCGGGGACUACUGCAGCUACGUUCUUGGCGCAGGGUGACCACGCGAGAGGUUCACAGAGCAAUGACACUAAAAGACAGUUUCUUCUAGAACGCUUACUGGAUGCAGUUAAGCAGUGUCAGAUACGGUUUGGAGGAAGAAAAGAAAUUGCUUCAGAUUCUGAUAGCAGAGUCACUUGCUUGUGUGCUCAGUUUGAAGCUGUGUUGCAGCAUGGUCUGAAGAGGAGCCGAGGAUUAGCACUGACAGCAGCAGCAAUCAAACAGGCCGCAGGUUUCUCCAGUAAAACCGAAACAGAACCAGUGUUUUGGUAUUAUGUAAAGGAAGUUCUGAAUAAACAUGAGUUGCAGCGCUUUUAUUCUCUGAAGGCAAUUUCUACAGAUAUUGGUAGAGGGCGAGCCUGGCUGCGCUGCGCGUUGAAUGAACAUUCACUGGAAAGAUACGUCCACAUGCUGCUUGCAGAUAAGAAUCGGCUGAGUGUCUUCUAUGAAGACUGGUCUUUUAUGAUGGAUGAAGAACGUUCCAGUAUGAUUCCUACAAUGGCAGCUGGUCUGAACUCCAUCCUUUUUGCAAUCAACAUUGAUAACAAGGAUUUAAAUGGGCAGAGCAAAUGUAUACCCACAGUAUCUGAUCUGCUCAAGGAAUCGACGCAAAACGUCACCUCGUUACUGAAGGAAUCCACUCAAGGUGUCAGCAGCCUUCUCAGGGAGAUAACUGCCUCGUCUGCCGUCUCCAUCCUCAUCAAACCGGAGCAAGAGACCGACCCACUUCCUGUUUUGUCAAGGAACGUAAGUGCUGAUUUAAAAUCAAGAAAAGAUAGAAAAAAGAAGAAGAGAGUGACAAAUAUUAUCUCAUUUGAUGAGGAGGAAGAUGAGCAAAACUUCGGGGAUGCCAUAAAGACUCUGGCCACAGGAGAAAGUUCAGAGGAGAAUUCAGACAUAUCUUCAGUUUUUGUGUUACCCUCAUCUGAAAGCAGUCUUGGGAAAAGUCUGAAUGGGCAUGAAAGUAACCAUCUGUGGAAAGGCAAUUCAAUGUUUCUGAAUGGAGAGUACGAAUACCAGAAACUAGAUGUAAAGAGCAUUGAUGAUGAAGAUAUAGAUGAAAAUGAAGAUGAGCUGUAUGGAAAAACAUUAGGAAAUAAAGGCACGGAAGAUGAAAUUGAAGCUUCUGAAAAGCCUCAUGAAACUAGUGCAUGCAGUUCUCAGCUGUGCAGCUGGACUCCUCUACAGGUCCUGAAUGAUGACUCGGAUGUUCUGUUUCCUGUCAGUGCUGUCGGCUCUUACUCACAAACUGAUAACUUGGAGAAUGGAGAGGGCCAUGAAAGUGUUCUUGCAGUAGAACUGGUUCAAAGAAGAUCUGAUCUUCCUUACAGAAUGGAAGUGAGUCCUCCUGCUCAAGUGAACAAUUUAAGCAGCAUGUUGCCUUCAGCCACUGUGCCCGAAUCUAUGACAAUUAAUGAGCUUCGACAGGCUAUCGUGGCCAUGAUGAAUAGAAAGGAUGAAUUAGAAGAACAGAACAGAUCGCUGAGGAACUUGCUCGACGGGGAGAUGGAGCAUUCGGCUGCACUGAGGCAGGAAAUGGAGAACUGGAGAAGGAAGGUUGCAGAGCAGGAGGAGCGACAUGCCACCAAAGUCCAAGCUUUGGCCAGAGAAAAUGAGGUACUUAAAGUGCAGCUUAAGAAGUAUGUAGGAGCUGUCCAGAUGCUUAGAAGAGAAGGUCAAACAAUAGAAGUUCUACCAAAUAUUUGGAGCACUGAUGCCGAAUUUACUAUUCCAGAGCAGAAGCAAGUAGAAAACAACGAGGAACUAGCCAACUCUUAUGAAAGAAAAUUGAUUGAGGUGGCUGAAAUGCAUGGAGAGCUGAUUGAAUUCAAUGAGAGGCUGCACCGUGCUCUGAUGGCUAAAGAAGCCCUUGUAUCCCAGAUGAGACAAGAACUGAUUGAUUUGAGAGGGCCAGUCCCCGGAGAUUUGAGUCAAACGUCUGAAGAUCAGAGUUUGUCAGAUUUUGAAAUAUCAAAUCGUGCUCUUAUUAAUGUUUGGAUUCCUUCGGUCUUUCUGCGUGGAAAAGCUGCUAAUGCAUUCCAUGUUUAUCAGGUUUAUAUUAGGAUCAAGGAUGAUGAAUGGAAUGUGUAUCGAAGGUACGCAGAGUUCAGAAGCUUGCACCACAAACUGCAGAAUAAAUACCAGCAAGUGAGGACUUUUAACUUUCCACCAAAAAAAGCCAUUGGAAACAAGGAUGCAAAGUUUGUAGAAGAGAGGCGCAAGCAGCUACAAAGUUACCUGAGGAAUGUAAUGAACAAAAUCAUUCAAACUGUCCCAGAAUUCACAGCCAGUCCCAAAAAAGAGACUCUUAUUCGGCUGAUGCCCUUUUUUGUUGAUAUCCAGCCUUCUGGAGAGCCCGUAAGCAAAAGCAGUCGCUCGAGAGUGGCCCCGCGCUUCCCCAAGCUCUCCCGCAGCCACGUGCGGGAGCCCCGCAGCCUGGAGCCGCAGAGCGGGGAUCUCUGA